Molecule: messenger RNA, 2438 nt
Organism: Lycium barbarum (goji berry)
Lineage: Eukaryota; Viridiplantae; Streptophyta; Magnoliopsida; Solanales; Solanaceae
Product: calcium-dependent protein kinase 28-like
Exons: 12
Coding region: 260-2008 (582 amino acids)
Biological process (GO): peptidyl-serine phosphorylation; protein autophosphorylation; intracellular signal transduction
Cellular component (GO): nucleus; cytoplasm
Molecular function (GO): calcium-dependent protein serine/threonine kinase activity; calmodulin binding; calcium ion binding
Source: RefSeq, a predicted model, not a curated record
CUCCUCUCCUCUUCCAGAAAAAAAGUCUCUUUGACCACCACCAUCUUUCUUCCCUUCUUCCUCCUAUCUACUUCAAACUUUCCUCUUAAAUCUCAUUAUUGUUUUCACAUUUCUCCAAACAUAUAUAAACAUUUUUUAGCCCUUCUCUUUGCUAUUUAAUUAUAUGUACACAAUAUACCACCGUUCUUGAAUCUUUAUUCUUCAUUUUGUCUAAUGAUCUAAAAAAGAUUGCAUUUUUGUUUUUCAUCAUUUUGCAAAUAUGGGUAGUUGUUUUUCAAGCUCAAAAGUUAGUGGUUCAAAUAGCCAAACCCCUUCAACAUCCAACAACACAACAACAAACACUACAAUAAAUGUUCAUCAAAAUAGAAGGGAAACAUCAAAGGCAACAACUUCUUCUUCAACAACAACAACAGGUGUUAUUAAUAAUAAUAAUAAUAAUAAUAAUUAUAAUAGAGAUAAAGGUAAUAUUAAUAAAAAAAAACAAGAAAAACAACAACAACCUAGGAAUUCUAAUGUUGUUGUUAAGCCAAGUUCAAGAAGACAAAGUGGGGUUAUUCCAUGCGGUAAAAGAACAGAUUUUGGGUAUGAAAAAGAUUUUGAUAAGAGGUAUACUAUUGGGAAAUUGUUGGGUCAUGGACAAUUUGGAUAUACAUAUGUUGCUACAGAUAAAUCUUCAGGAGAUCGUGUUGCUGUCAAAAGAAUUGAGAAAAACAAGAUGGUUCUUCCCAUUGCGGUUGAGGAUGUGAAAAGAGAAGUUAAGAUAUUGAAGGCCUUAGCUGGUCAUGAGAAUGUGGUUCAAUUCUAUAAUUCAUUCGAGGACGAUAAUUAUGUCUACAUCGUAAUGGAGUUAUGUGAAGGUGGAGAAUUACUGGACCGAAUUUUGUCCAAGGUUGACACAAUUUGUCUAAUCAGAAAAGACAGUCGGUAUACUGAAAAGGAUGCAGCAAUAGUUGUCCGCCAGAUGCUAAAAGUUGCAGCUGAGUGUCAUUUACAUGGUUUGGUGCAUCGUGAUAUGAAACCAGAGAAUUUUCUCUUUAAGUCUUCAAAGGAGGAUUCACCAUUAAAAGCCACAGAUUUUGGUCUUUCGGACUUCAUCAGACCAGGGAAGAAGUUCCAAGACAUUGUCGGUAGUGCAUAUUAUGUAGCUCCAGAGGUAUUAAAGCGUAGAUCAGGACCUGAAUCAGAUGUCUGGAGUAUUGGCGUAAUUACAUACAUUUUGCUAUGUGGCCGUCGGCCUUUCUGGGACAAAACUGAGGAUGGUAUAUUCAAGGAGGUCCUACGGAACAAGCCUGAUUUUCGUCGCAAGCCAUGGUCAAACAUAAGCAACAGUGCUAAAGAUUUUGUAAAGAAAUUACUGGUGAAGGAUCCUCGCGCUAGACUUACUGCUGCUCAGGCCCUAUCGCAUCCAUGGGUCCGAGAAGGAGGUGAUGCAUCUGAGAUUCCACUAGACAUUUCUGUUUUAUCCAACAUGCGGCAAUUUGUCAGAUACAGUCGUCUAAAACAGUUUGCCUUACGGGCAUUAGCUAGCACACUUGAUGAAGAGGAGCUCGCCGAUUUGCGGGAUCAAUUUUCUGCAAUCGAUGUGGAUAAGAAUGGUGUCAUCAGUCUCGAAGAAAUGAGAACGGCCCUCGCCAAGGAUCUCCCAUGGAAAAUGAAAGAGUCGCGAGUUAUUGAGAUUCUUCAAGCGAUUGAUAGUAACACAGAUGGGCUUGUUGAUUUCCCGGAGUUUGUGGCGGCCACUCUACAUGUCCAUCAGUUGGAGGAGCAUAAUUCUACAAAAUGGCAACAAAGAUCACAAGCUGCUUUUGAGAAAUUUGAUGUUGAUAGAGAUGGAUUCAUUACUCCCGAAGAACUUAAAAUGCACACGGGCUUGAAAGGCUCCAUAGAUCCACUUCUAGAGGAAGCGGAUAUUGACAAAGACGGAAAGAUAAGCCUGUCAGAAUUUCGUAGGCUUUUAAGGACUGCUAGUAUAAGUUCACCAACGGUGAGAGAUUCACGGAGAAUGUAGCUUUGUAAAGAUGUAUUAUAAACGGAGAGGUGAACUUCAUCAAGAAUUUUUGUGGGAAUACAAUGCUCGUAUACACGUUCUCUUGUGGAUGGCUUCGGAGAUGAUGGUACUCAGAGACGUGUAACUGCCACGUGGCACUUUGUAGCUGGUGGUCGUCGUGCCAAGUGUGUUUGUUGAGUUUCAUUUGCCCUUCAUAUAAAAGAAUUUGGCAUGAAGUUUCUUUUUUCCUUGAACAACCAGUUGCAAUGUCUGUAAUCUGGUAGUUUAAGUGUAUAUUCCGUCACUUUUUGUGAGUCUCCAGGUUAAGUACUCCCCUUCGAAAUUCUACUAUAAUGUCAUUAUAAAUAUGCCAUCACUGUAAAUUGGCUUGUAUCAAAAAGGUUUGUUCUGUAUGAUUUAAGGCACAAAUUCAGAAACUCGAACUUCAGAA